Drosophila obscura is the source of this 1637-nucleotide messenger RNA. RefSeq names its product zinc finger and SCAN domain-containing protein 12. Gene Ontology annotation, cellular component: nucleus. The transcript is spliced from 4 exons. Bases 135 to 1361 code for a protein of 408 amino acids. NCBI's taxonomy places the organism in Eukaryota, Metazoa, Arthropoda, Insecta, Diptera, Drosophilidae. The record is from RefSeq and is a predicted model, not a curated record. Gene Ontology annotation, molecular function: zinc ion binding.
UGGAAAUAAAAUGGCCGAGAAUUUUUUCACUCGCUUUACACAACACUUUCCGUAAUAUACAAAUUUUAACACUGAAAGUACUGCUAAUAACGCGGUUCUUUAAAUAUUAAGCCGAAUAACACCAAGGCACAACAAUGCCCCUUGAAUUUGGCCCGAAAACCUGUCGGGUGUGCCUGGAUGAGAGCCCACGCCUGCAGCGCCUCGACGAGACACGCGAGGAAGGCGAGGAGACACCUAACGAAAUGCUUAUACAGUUGCUCGGAGUCUCGUACAGCAAGCUGAAUGACAAGGAAAGUAUACCAGAAGGCAUCUGCAAGACAUGCAAGGUGGAGCUCAAUAUGGCCUUUCAGUUCCGCGAAAAGGCUUUGCUGAAGCAGGCGAUCAUUGAAGACUAUUGCCGGGAGAUAGGCAUGUUUGAUGAGACGGAUGAGCUGUUCAUCAAGGAGGAGGAUAGUCAAGGUGAGAUGCAGGGUGAGGAGACACUUUACAUUCUGGAAGAGGGUGUCGACAAAACCGAAGGCGGGGACUACCUUGUGUUGGAAGAGGGCGAAGAGCUGCAAGAGCAGGAGCAUGAUCAGGAUCAGGAGCAGGAAGAGGAGCAGCAGGAGGACCAAGAGCAGGAGCUCAUACCAGAUAAUAUUGAGUAUUUGGAGGAUAAUUAUUCCAUCGAAAUGAAUCCCGAACAGAAUGAAAUUAUUCUCGAGAGCAAACCGUUCGAGGAGACGUCAACACAGCAAUUGGUCCUCACAGAGGCGGCCAAUGCCAGUCUCAAGAACAAACGUGGACGCAACCGCCGUGUAGAGGGACUUCGCGCUUCGAAUGUGAUGAAGGGCGGAUAUAUCUGCGAUAUCUGUGGCAACUACUACGAGAAGCGCGGACGUAUGAUGGAGCAUCGUCGCCGUCAUGACACUGUCUGUCAAUACCAGUGCGAAUUGUGUGACGCCGAGUUCCAUGUGCGCGAACAGCUGCGCAAACACAUGUACUCUCACACCGGUAGCAAGCCCUUCAAGUGCAGCUGGUGCAGCCGUCAAUUUUUCUAUGAGAGCGUCUUGAAGGCACACGAGAAUGUGCAUCGUGGCGUCAAGCCAUAUGUGUGCAAAGUAUGCGACAAAGCAUUUGCCUAUGCCCAUUCUCUCACCAAGCACGAGCUCAUCCAUUCGGACAUCAAAUUGUAUCGCUGCGACUAUUGCCAGAAGGAUUUCCGUCUGCUCCACCACAUGCGUCAGCACGAGGAAACAAAAUGCCAUCAGAAUGCUGUGAUGAUUGCAGAGAACUCGCGCGUGGAGAUGAUGGGCGUCGAGGUCAAGAUGAUGCACGAAGUCAAGAUGAUGCACGAGGUCAAUGAUAUGCAGACGCAAUGACGAACAAAUAGAUACUACUCCUACUAGAUCGUAUCGUACACUUAAACAAAUAUUACUCUGUAUCACCUGAAUACAAAUCCAAUUUAAUGUAUAGCAAACCCCAACUAGAACUACAGCAAUUCUAGCAAUAUAUAAUUUAUAUAUGUACUAUAUUCUUCCAAGGCAAAUGAAAAGCCGAGCAAACAAGUCGCGGGUCCUUUGGACUGGCUGAGAACUUUCACAGGCGCUUCAAAUUCCUUGCAAUAGUAGUAGAAACAUUCUCAUCUGUGCUGAAUA